Molecule: messenger RNA, 133 nt
Organism: Brenthis ino (lesser marbled fritillary)
Lineage: Eukaryota; Metazoa; Arthropoda; Insecta; Lepidoptera; Nymphalidae
Source: the annotation of a GenBank genome assembly
AUGAGUCCGCAUCACGAGCAGAAGUGCGGUAAUCGGUUUAUAGGUCUAGUGCUGGCGAAGACAGGUAGACAGGGUAGACAGGCCGUGUUCACCACAUCUGGCCGUUUGCGGUCAUGGCCGCUGCUCCAAAUUG